AUGGCUUCUAUUUUACCUGCUUCCAAUAGAUCCAUGAGACCUGACAGGAAUACAUAUAAUGGAAAGAAGACCUAGAGGGUCAAAAAUCCUUACCUGGAUUCUAUGGAUGAAGACAUUCUCUAUCACCUGGAUUUAGGAACAAAAACACACAAUCUACCAGCAAUGUGUGGGGAUGUAAAGUUUGUCUGCGUUGGUGGAAGCCCCAACAGGAUGAGAGCAUUUGCAAUGUUUAUGCACAAGGAGCUCAGACUGGAGGGAGAUGGAGAAGACAUUAAAGACAUCUGCGCUAGAACAGACAGAUAUUGCAUGUUCAAAACUGGUCCUGUGCUCUUCAUCAGCCUAAGUUAUGGCAUUGGCAUUCCCUCCAUUUCUAUUAUGCUUCAUGAAUUCAUCAAAUUAUUACAUCAUGCACGGUGCUGUGAUGUCAUCAUUAUCAGAAUUGGUACAUCAGGGGGAAUAGAUCCCAACAGAAAUCCAGGUGGGACAAAAAGUGUCAGGAGACUAGACUUGAGGGAUUGCACAGGGUCUGUUGUCAUAACAGAUACAGCUGUAGAUUCCUUCUUCUACCCCCGGUUUGAGCAGGUCAUCUUGGACAAUGUUGUCACUCGGAGUACUGAACUUGACAAGGAACUGGCUGAAGAACUGUUCAACUGUAGCAAAGAAAUUCCCAACUUCCCAACCCUCUUUGGACAUACAGUGUGUACUGAUUUUUAUGAAGGCCAAGGUCGACUAGAUGGAGCAUUGUGUUCCUUUUCUAAAGAAAAGAAGUUAGAUUACUUGAAAGCAUACAAAACUGGUGUGAGGAACAUUGAAAUGGAAUCUACAGUGUUUGCAGCCAUGUGUGGUCUGUGUGCUCUAAAAGGAAGUGUCUGUGUGACCCUUCUUGACCGACUUGAAUGUGAUCAAAUCAACUUGUCUCAUGAUGUUCUGAUGGGAUACCAGCAACGGCCUCAGCUCCUAAUCUCAAACUUCAUCAAAAAGCAACUUGGACUUUGUGACCAGAUGUCAUAAAUUGCCAGUCCAACCCUCCCCAACUUGCAGUUGGUAGAUCAUGAUUUUGAAGCCAUGUUUUAUUUGUAGCAUUUUCCUACAGUUCUCAUCCACACACUAAAAUCAUAAUAGAGAGGUUUCAUGAUAUCCCUUUAUCUUAAAAAUGAAUUUAUAGGAAGAGAAGUUAAUACCACAUUAAAUGAAAUUCAAAUUCCAUUUUAGAAUAAGCUAACUAGAUCAAUCUAAUAAUUCAAAUUUUAAAAAUUCCUGGAUUGUGACAUUUGGAGUUUUAUAUGCAGCAUUAAUUAAGCUCACAUCAAAAUAGAUCAGCCAUUUGUAGAUACAGUUACCAGUCACUCUGUUGCUGAAUCCAAUCCAGAAAUUCAUGUGAGAAAGUUGUCAGGCACUUCUAGGUGUUGGACCAGUGACAGAAAUUUGAUCAUGCACAUUCAAAAUAUUUACAGAAAGAAAGUAUCAGUGUACUGUAGGUCUACACAUAUGAGUUAUCCCUAAGGAAAUAUAACCAUACUUCUUUUUUACCCCCGCACAACUUCAGUGUACAACAGAAUAGGAUUAGAGGUCUAUAUGUGCCUGCAUUUGUGAUUUAUCACAGAACAACUCUGAGUUACACAUUUAUUUUCAAAUGAAACUUCUUGGUGAUGCAAAGAAAGAUCUUUUUUGUUCAGAAAUCACAAGUGACUAAAUUGCCUUCCAGCAAUCUUUUUUUCUUUGAACGAAAUGUGCUUUGAGGAGGUUGUGUGUGUGUGUGUGUGUGUGUGUGUGUUUUGUUCAUUUCAAUAUGAACCUGAGAAAUUACUAACAACUAAAUUUAAAGUUGAGUUUAAAAUGUUAAAGUAAUCCUUUUGUGUGGUUUUGAAGCAGGUCUUUUCUAGACCUCGAAUAUACUUCCAACCCAUUUGAUCCUCUGGGAGGCUCUGUGGGUCUCUAUGAAUUGAGACUCUCAGGCUGCACCUUGCUCUCUGUGAAUUGAUCCUGUCUGGGGCCUUUUUGAAUUUGACAUACUGAGGAGUUGGAAAGAAUGGGUGGCGGAUGGGUGGGGAAUGGCUGGCAAACUUGUAUAGAAUGUAAUGUUGUGUACACAUAUUUAUAUGGUUGAGACUCAAAUAAAACUUAAU
This is a messenger RNA of Marmota monax (woodchuck), 2126 nucleotides long. RefSeq names its product uridine phosphorylase 2 (gene Upp2). The record is from RefSeq and is a predicted model, not a curated record. Gene Ontology annotation, molecular function: uridine phosphorylase activity. Gene Ontology annotation, cellular component: cytosol; cytoplasm. NCBI's taxonomy places the organism in Eukaryota, Metazoa, Chordata, Mammalia, Rodentia, Sciuridae. Gene Ontology annotation, biological process: nucleotide catabolic process; uridine catabolic process.